Messenger RNA from Funneliformis caledonium, 2061 nucleotides. The record is from the annotation of a GenBank genome assembly. NCBI's taxonomy places the organism in Eukaryota, Fungi, Glomeromycota, Glomeromycetes, Glomerales, Glomeraceae.
AUGGCUCCACCAAGACAACAACCACAUCGUCGUGCUAUGAGUCUAAGUGCAGGAAGCAAUAAUUCUUCAGAGAAUCUUCUUUCGACGACUAGUAGCAAUAAUAGUAAUAAUAAUUCAACUACUCUCCCCCCAAUAAGUGAAGACAUUAAUAAAAAUCUAAUAUCAAACCCACCUCCCACUCCGUCAAAAGAACCGAAAAAACCACAAAAAACAUAUGUUGAUAGUAUAUUACAUUUGGAAUUAAAAAAUGUAAUAUCAAAAUUAAUAUUUUUUUGCGCUCUCGUAUUCUUUCUUGGAAGUUUAAGCGGAUUAGGUCCUCCCUUUGAUGAAUUAGAUUAUUCAAUUAAAGUAGAACCAAAUGAUCAAAAAAUAGAUGUCUCGGUUUGGGAUGAACCUUAUGCAGAAAUUUUACGAGAUGAUGAUGAUAAAAAUAAUAAUUUGGCAGUUCAAGACAAUGAUAUUGAUGAUGUGGACGAAUUUAAAAAUGUCAUUCAUCAAGAAUCAAAUGAAUUGGCCACAGACAAGCCUUUGGCUGAUAAUGUGAUAAAUGAUAUUAAUCCAGAAGAUGUCGCUCCAUUAGCCGAAGAAACAAAUCAACCAAAGCAGGAAGGAAGUAUCCUUGAAGAUAUUAAGAUUGAACCUAAUCCAAUUACAGAUGAUGUUGAUGAGAACAAAAUUAAAGAUACAAGUUUUGGACGUUCUGAUGAAAUUCUUGUGAAUAACAGCGAAUCAAAGAAUCAGUUGGAUGAAACGAGUAAUAAUAAUAUCUCGGAAAAUUUAGAAACGGUGGAUAAGUUAAAUGUAACAGGCUUACCUAAUAAACUUAGCAAAAAUAAACUUAGGCAUUAUAAGUCUGAUGAAUCAAGAUCAAGUGACGGCACGGUUGAUUAUGCAAAGUAUACUUAUCAAGCCCCAAAUCCACAUUUCACGUAUGAUGACGUCCUUGUUUCACUUACUGAAGAAGAACGAAAUGAAAUUUCUACAACACAAUUAACUGAGAUGAAUACUGAUGAAAGUCUUGAUUCUUCAUGUGGAACAUGGCAAAAGGAUUAUGCCAAAUUACACGAAGAUAUCUUGGCUGGAAAAGAAGAUCAAAAAUACGUUGCCUAUAUUUGCGAAGCCAGUUCGAAUUGUGGUGGUUUAGCUGAUCGAAUACUUGGCAUGACCUCCACGUUUUUAUUUGCUUUACUCACAAAUCGAGCUUAUCUUGCGGAUUGGCAGGCACCUCUUCCUUUUGAUAAAAUUUUUGAUUCUCCCAAUAUUGACUGGAGUUUUGAUUCUUUAAGUCCAGAAUCGGUUAUCAAAGACCUGACGACUAUUGAGAUUAGUGUCAUUGACUUUGAUUCUCAACGUCUAGAUAAUCACUUUUUACUUUCCAAUUGGACUACCAAAUAUCCAGAUCCGUUUAUCAAAUUUUAUACAAAUCGAGGAAUGAUUAUUAGGACCUUUGAUUCAAAAUAUUAUGCACAGCCUCUAAAAGAUAUUGGAUUAAGGCCGCACACAGCGUUCGGAUGUAUUUUCGAUUAUUUAUUCCGCCCAGUUCCUCCCGCAAUGUCAUUCAUCACAAAAUAUACCUCAUUAUUUUCAAUUCGUAAUAUCUUUUCCGUGGGAAUUCAAAUAAGAGCGAGAGAAGAUACGAAUGCGUUGCAAGAUUACGAGUACUUUUUCCGUUGCGCAGAUCAGCUUACACGAACUUAUGCUGCACCGGACCAGAAAGUUAUUUAUUUCCUUAUUACUGAUUCUGUAGCUUUAAGGGAUGAGGCUGUACAGAAAUUGGAGCAUGUUAUCAUUUCUGGUUUACCUAUCAAAUCUUAUCAUGGCCAUCACGAUCACAUUGAUGAUGUAACUAACGCUGUUAUCGAAAAUUGGAUUUUGAGCAAAACAGAUUAUCGGGUAAUUUCUCCUGGGGGGUAUGGGAAGUUGUCGGCUUUCCAUUCAAAACAAUUACACACCACAGUUUUAAUGAAUUAUCCUGUCUUUGAUAAACAAAUACCAGAUUGCACAAAGGAGGAUGCAUUUAUUACAUUCAGCAAGUUGGCUAAUGAAUGGUCGUUGGGAUAA